Messenger RNA from Cornus florida, 2836 nucleotides. RefSeq names its product two-component response regulator-like APRR1. Lineage: Eukaryota; Viridiplantae; Streptophyta; Magnoliopsida; Cornales; Cornaceae. Bases 667 to 2340 code for a protein of 557 amino acids. Gene Ontology annotation, biological process: cytokinin-activated signaling pathway; phosphorelay signal transduction system. The record is from RefSeq and is a predicted model, not a curated record. Gene Ontology annotation, molecular function: protein binding. The transcript is spliced from 6 exons.
CACUACCAGAGCGUAACUGGUAUUAAAUAGUAGUAAUAUUUUAUUAGCAGAAAGCCGAGUGCAGACAAGUGGAAGAAGAAGUCGUCACUUUGAGGUAUCACAGACUAAAUAUAUACAUAUAUUAUAUACUAGACAUAUAUAAAUUAUAAUAAACGUUCGUUACUAAACUUGCGCUUCAUCGCCGUUUGAUCCAAAGUCAGCCGUUGAUUUCAUCUUGAUCUUUCUAAUCCCGUCGUCGGAGGGGAUUGAUUGAUGGAUUGUCUCAGUUGCACAAUUUUCUGGUUUAGUUAAUCAUUAACGUUUCUGAUCAAAGCUAACGUACGCGGCAGGUGAGCAUGGUAAAACACAGACAGCUCAGCUCAGUUGUUGCACUUUAUUUCUGCAAAUCAAAAUUUGGGUUUGGUAUAUGCCAGAUGAGGACUCUGAUUUGUCAAUGGAGUCUGUGGUCGAAACCCUAGAAUUCGGAACUCCGAUUUCAGUUUCGCUCUCUUAUUUGAAAAACGAGAGAUUUCAUGGAAGUUCUCUAGUAUUCGGUUUUGAUUCUGUUUCUGAAGCCCCUACUUGUGGUAUGGACAAAAAUGGUGGUGUUCAGGGUUCAUCGAGACCUUAGUUUUGAGAAGGUGAUGUUAUAAGAGGGUUUGGUUUGUGAUUGGUUGAAUUGUGAGUAUGGAGCGGAAUGAGGUGGUGUUGAGUAAAGACGGUGAGGCGUUUAUCGAUCGGAGCAAAGUGAGGAUUUUGCUUUGUGAUAAUGACGCCAAGAGUUCCAAGGAGGUGUUCAAGCUUUUGUGCGAAUGCUCCUAUCAAGUAACUGCUGUAAGGUCAGCCAGACAGGUGAUUGAUGCACUGAAUGCCGAGGGGCCUGAUAUAGAUAUCAUUCUUUCUGAAGUUGACCUACCAAUGGCCAAAGGCUUGAAGAUGUUGAAAUACCUUAUGAGGGAUAAAGAGUUGCGACGCAUUCCAGUGAUCAUGAUGUCAGCACAGGAUAAUGUCUCUGUUGUUGUCAAGUGCUUGAAACUUGGAGCAGCCGAUUACCUUGUCAAGCCUUUACGCACUAAUGAGCUCUUCAACUUGUGGACUCACAUGUGGAGAAGGCGGCAAAUGCUUGGACUGGCGGAAAAGAACAUCUUCAAAUAUGACAUCGAUCUGGUGGCAUCAGAUCCUAGUGAUGCCAAUACAAACAGCGCUAAUCUCUUCUCAGAUGACACAGAUGAGAAGUCUCGUAAAAGUGCCAAUCUGGAGAUGUGUGUGUCAACUCAUCAGGAAGAUGAGGCCAGUGCUACCACUGUUGCUGCCUCUGUAGAGCCUCCACUUAUGCCAGGAAUUAAUGAACGGCAAACAGGUAAUCAAAACUCUGGUAAAUUUUCAGAACAAUUUUCGUCAUACCCUAAGAAGAGUGAGCUUAAGAUAGGCGAGUCUUCAGCCUUCUUUACAUAUGUCAAAUCAGGCAUGUUCACAAGCAACACCCAAGGGGUUGCCCCUGCUGAUGAAAAUGCUCCUCAGCAAUUCAGCAUUGAUAAGAAACUUGCCACAUGGACUGGACAAGUGUGUAAUGAUACUCAAGGACAAGAAAAUAGAGAGGCAUGUGAAAAUCAUUUUCAAGGAGAUGAUUUAUCAAGCACUAGAAGUAUCCAUGAUCCUCUAUCAGUGGAGAUGUCUUCCACUCCUCCUGAACGACUGGAAUUUCCACGACAAGGGAACAAUAGGAAGGAAGAGUUCUCUCAGGUGCAUGUGCAUCCGAGAAAUGAGUCUCACCAUGAAGCUACAGGUUUCCACGCACGUACUGCUUAUCCAUAUUUUAUUUCAGGAGUAAUGAAUCAAGUUAUGAUGUCAUCAUCAGCGCAAUUGUAUCAAAAGAACCUGCAAGAUCUGCAAAACCAUAUUACUCCAGCUCUGUUGCCUCAGUACAAUCAUAUCUCACAAUGUCCUCCCCAUGUACCAGGACUGGCAUCAUUUCCCUGUUACCCGGUUAGUACGUGCCUACAGCGAGGCCAGAUACCUACUACCCAUCCUUUGCCUUCAUAUGGAAGUCCAUCUUCAACUGAGGGGAAAUUAGGUAAAGUUGAUAGGAGAGAGGCAGCCUUGAUCAAGUUUAGACAGAAGAGAAAGGAACGUUGUUUCGACAAGAAAAUUAGGUAUGUAAACAGGAAACGGCUUGCCGAAAGGAGGCCUCGUGUGCGGGGACAAUUUGUGAGGAAGAUGAAUGGCGUAAAUGUGGAUCUCAAUGGGCAGCCUGUUUCUGUUGAUUCUGAUGAGGAUGAAGCAGAGGAGGAUGAGGAAGACCGUGCACCUCCAGAUUAUUCUCCGGAGGAGGAUCCAAUGAAAAACUGCGCUGCUCGUUAAGGAUCUUUUCAUUUCUACUAUGCCUGUUCCCUUCAAGUGGCAAGCUUCCUUUGAUAAAAUUAUCUGUGCCUUUAUUCCGUGAUACUGCUCAUGGAUGAUUGAAUUGACGCUUCAGUAUGUUGUAGUGUUGGUUCUGGGGUAUAAGAUUAUCUUGAGCUCUGCAAUCAACUGGUUCUGGCUUCCUAUUGAAACUGGCCAGCUAGCGUGAUCAUAAAUUUCUUCAUAUGAGUGCCAAACAUUGGUGAUGGCUGAGAAGGGGCACUAUCAUGAGGGGCUAUUCAAUCAGGAUUCCAAAUGCAGGUUAUCCAUAUCAGAGGCAGGAAGCUUUAUGCUUAAAAUAGUAUUUGUUGUUUGAAUCCGAAAGCUUGAUGGCUUUGCCCUUCUAGUUCCUUCGAAGAAAUGUUUUUUUUCUCGGAACUCCAGAAAAGAAGCUAAUUUACGUGCAGUUCCACAUUCGAAUUAAGGUAAUGAAGCCAAGCUGACAUUUUUAUGAGAA